CAGGCUAACAGCUAACUCGUAACGCAGUAACAAAAACAGCUGUUUUUCGCCAAAAUUUUGUCUCUUAUUGCCGCGAAGCUCUGGAUUUGCAUCGUACUUUUGAGGAUGUCCGUUGUGAUAUUAAGUUUUGGACAGUAAAUUUGGAAUAAAAGGGAUCUGAUCUCAAAAGCUGAUUUUAUCUAAUCAACGAUGCCUUCGGAUGGUAUCCCGGCUGCGCGCCAGUAUGCCUCGACUUCGGACGCGUGCCGGCAGAAAUCCUUCGUGCGGCCCCGUUGUAAUACUAUGGGCUCUGUGCCCGGCAGUUCGGAUGUCUCCGCGUCAUCCGCCAUAUCGGACGCUUCCCCCGACUCCCGCUCCACCAUUAAACGGCGCUUCAGCAGUAUGGAUGAAGUCGCUAAGGCCAGCCGCCACAUCGAGCAGCUCCGGCUGAGCCAUGCCGACGAUGAGGAACCGGCCGAAGAACAGGAGAAAGAGGAUCCGCCCGUUGUGCCACAGGUUUCAUCGUUAAUCAAGGCGUAUCCAUCCAAAAUAGGCGGCUUAGAACUGGUGAUACUCCGUCAGCCGGAAGAUCACCAUCGAGCUCGCUAUCAGAAAGAGGGCAGUCGCGGCUGCAUCAAAGAUCGCACGGGGAACACCUGUCCGGCUGUCCAGCUAAAAGGUUAUUGCGGAACGUCGGCGGUGCUGCAGGCUUUCAUUGCCAUUGAAUUUGGUCGUAUACGGCCGCAUCAUCUGUAUCGCGCUUGCCGGGUUGGCGGCAAACACAGUACACCAUGCCGGGACCAGUCCAUGGAGAACACCCACGUACUGGAGAUGGACAUGCUCCCGGAAAACAAUUGGGUUGUCAAUGUGGAUUGUAUGGGCAUUUUAAAGCUGCGCAAUGCCGAUCUGGAUGAUGGCCAACAGAGUGAUAACCGGCGCAAGAAGCGAACGCCGCAAGUGCGGAUCGCCUUCCGCGCGGUUGUCCCAGGCGAGAGGGGUGCUGUGCGGACUCUGCAAGUUUCCUCCACUACGAUUUGCUGCACACCAUCUCCAGGAAUGCCGGAAAUUCACCGAACCUCGCACAGUAGUUGCCCCCCGUCGGGCGGGGAAGUGAUAAUACUCGGGCGCAAUUUCAUCAAAGACGAAACCCGAAUCUACAUGAAGGAAAUUAACGAAGCGGAAGAAGUGGUCUGGGAAGCCGAACUUCCGGUCGGGAAGAGGCAUUUUCAGGGAGUGCAUCUGACCGCCACUCUGCCGGCUUAUAAAGAUUUGAACAUUGCUGAACCGGUUAAUGUCAGUAUAACCGUCAGGAACAAGAACAAAACCAGCGAGCCGUAUCCGUUUCAAUACGUACCAGCCUUGACCACCAAUAGCGGCGAGGAUGACGGUUUCUUUUCGCAAGAUGCGUCAGGCAGUAGCAUGGAGCAGUCAGUAAACUCACCGAGUGCGUCCCCGGACGACGCUCCGGACCCGGUGACCUCGAUGCCGACUAGUCCGAUCAGUGAGGUGUGUCCUGACACUGCAUCCAGCACCGGCCCAGAUCAUACUAACACGGACCAGAAGACUGAUGACACUCUUGAUCCGCUCGUGCCCUGCACCAGCGUUGUUUCCAGCACGACGACAUUGUAUCAGUAUCUCAUUAAUCCGCCGGGCGCUUCUUUUCCCAUCAUUAUUACCAUUCCACAAGUGGCCACAGGGAACGAGCAACUAAACCCUGUCCCGGAGGUUGGGCUUAGUGGAGACACACAGAUCGUGCAGAGCGGGUAUAGUGGAAUGUGGAAUGAGAAUGAGGAAAUAUUGGGUGGUCCAUCGAGUUCGAAUGCCGAACAGCCAACCGAUGAACAGAUCUUCGACGACAUUCUCCGCGAUAUAAUGGCACAUCCUGAUUGUAUACGGGACAGUCCCGAUUUCUUCCGAUGAAGUGCUUCAUAUUGGGGACAACAUAUGCUGCAAUUUUGGAUUUUAACUGGCUACUAUUGUAAUAUGUAAUAAUCAUUGGUUUAAUUAUGGAUUUCGAUAAUGCUUGUGACAAAUGCUGUAUUGAAUAUUAUCCACAUGGCCGCCAAAUAGCACAAUUGAUCGGAUAUUUUUUGUGGUUUCUUUAGACUUAAAUAGAAUAAAGGGUUGUAGGACUAUUUGUCGAUUAUGCGGAGCGCGCAUAUCUUUUGAACGGAACCUAAUUUUUUUGUCGAUCUGAUA
This is a messenger RNA of Paramacrobiotus metropolitanus, 2178 nucleotides long. RefSeq names its product nuclear factor of activated T-cells 5-like. The record is from RefSeq and is a predicted model, not a curated record. Lineage: Eukaryota; Metazoa; Tardigrada; Eutardigrada; Parachela; Macrobiotidae. Gene Ontology annotation, biological process: regulation of transcription by RNA polymerase II. Gene Ontology annotation, cellular component: transcription regulator complex. Gene Ontology annotation, molecular function: DNA-binding transcription factor activity, RNA polymerase II-specific; RNA polymerase II cis-regulatory region sequence-specific DNA binding; transcription factor binding.